AUGGCUGUGUGCUGCCCUAUGGCCGUGGGUCUCAACAAGAGCCACAAGGUGACCAAGAACGUGAGCAAGCCGAGGCCCAGCCGCAGCCGCGGGCACCUCACCAAGCACACCACGUUCGUGCAGGACACGAUCCGGGAGGUGUGUGGCUUUGCACCCUACGAGCGAAGGGUCAUGGAGCUGCUCAAGGUCUCCAACAAGCGGGCACUUAAGUUCAUCAAGAAGCGGGUGGGCACACACAUCCGAGCCAAGAGGAAGAGAGAUGAGCUGAGCAACGUGCUGGCCGCCAUGAGGAAGAGGAAGGCCGCUGCCAAGAAGGACUGA
Echinops telfairi (small Madagascar hedgehog) is the source of this 321-nucleotide messenger RNA. RefSeq names its product 60S ribosomal protein L36-like. Gene Ontology annotation, molecular function: structural constituent of ribosome. Bases 1 to 321 code for a protein of 106 amino acids. The record is from RefSeq and is a predicted model, not a curated record. Lineage: Eukaryota; Metazoa; Chordata; Mammalia; Afrosoricida; Tenrecidae. Gene Ontology annotation, biological process: cytoplasmic translation. Gene Ontology annotation, cellular component: ribosome; cytosolic large ribosomal subunit. The transcript has a single exon.